AUGGACAAAAUUCGUGUCGCGAUUGCCGGUAUCGGCAACUGUGCCAGCUCGCUGAUUCAAGGCAUCGAGUACUACCGCACGGGUAACACAUCGCAAUGGACAGGACUGAUGCACGAGAGCAUUGGUGGCUGGCACGCCUCGGACAUCGAGAUCGUUGCGGCGUUCGACAUCGAUCAACGCAAAGUCGGCCACUCGCUGGAGGACGCGGUGUUCGCAGCGCCGAACUGCGCUCGGGUUUUUCAACCCGUAUUGCCGGCAGGGGGGGUGACCGUUCAUAUGGGGCCGGUUCUCGACGGGGUCGCGGGCCACAUGGGGGACUAUCCCGAGGACGAAGCGUUCCGCCCCGCCGACGAAGCCCCUGUGGACGUGACGGCCGCGCUGCGCUCGGCAGGAGCCGAUGUGCUCAUCUGUUACCUGCCGGUCGGAUCGGAGCAGGCCGUCCGUCACUACGCCCGAGCCUGUCUCGAUGCCGGCGUCGCACUGGUCAACUGCGUGCCGGUCUUCCUGGCCUCCGACGUCGAGUGGGGGGAGCGAUUCCGAGCGGCCGGCCUCCCGAUCAUCGGCGACGACAUCAAGAGUCAAGUAGGCGCGACCAUCGUCCACCGCACCCUCUGCCGCCUCUUCGCGGACAGGGGGGUCAAGCUCGACCGGACCUACCAGCUCAACACCGGAGGAAAUACCGAUUUUCUCAACAUGCUGGAGCGUGCCCGUCUCCGGUCCAAGAAGCGAUCGAAGACGGAGUCGGUUCAGAGCCAGCUCGAUGAGCGAUUGGACAGUCACGACAUCCACAUCGGUCCUUCCGAUUACGUCCCGUGGCAGGACGACAACAAGAUCGCCUUCAUUCGUAUGGAGGGGCGAGGCUUCGGUGACGUACCGCUCGAUCUGGAGCUCAGGCUCUCGGUCCAGGACUCCCCCAACAGCGCGGGUGUGGUGAUCGACGCGGUGCGGUGCGCCAAACUCGGUCUCGUGCUGGGACUGGCCGGUCCGCUCGAGGCGCCCAGCGCCUACUACAUGAAGAGCCCGCCCCGGCAGAUGCGCGACGACGCGGCGCUUCGCGAACUCACGUCUUUCAUCGAAUCCGGAGGGCUGUCACCGACUCGGGCGCGCAACUCAGGCAUGGGCGGAGGUGUUGGAGGAUCAUCAAGACAGGCCGGCUCUGACCGGCAGACUUCGAACCAGGACUAUUCGUGA
Messenger RNA from Geodia barretti, 1191 nucleotides. NCBI's taxonomy places the organism in Eukaryota, Metazoa, Porifera, Demospongiae, Tetractinellida, Geodiidae. The record is from the annotation of a GenBank genome assembly.